Molecule: messenger RNA, 2543 nt
Organism: Pangasianodon hypophthalmus (striped catfish)
Lineage: Eukaryota; Metazoa; Chordata; Actinopteri; Siluriformes; Pangasiidae
Product: complement C1q tumor necrosis factor-related protein 7
Exons: 3
Coding region: 147-1007 (286 amino acids)
Molecular function (GO): protein binding
Source: RefSeq, a predicted model, not a curated record
AAGAAGAGUCCUGAUAGAACAGCCCAGAGGGAGUUGCUAAAAUGCCCAUGACCACAUAAGAGCAAAAACGGGCUGUCUCCUUAGGAAUCAUUACUGCAGCAAGACUGGACUACAGUUUAUUGGAAAAAAACAAAAAAGGUCUGAAGAUGCGGGCGAUUGUGGGCAUCAUGUGUCUGUGCCAGUGUGUAGUUGGGCAUCUGCUGGAGGCCAAAGCAAAGACAACUUCACCACGAUUUAUUUGCAGUGUCCCAGGUCUACCGGGUACGCCGGGGAAGCCGGGACCACCCGGGCCUUCAGGGGCUGAAGGCCAUGUUGGAAUUCCGGGAAGAGAUGGCAGGGAUGGUCGGAAAGGAGAGAAAGGAGAGAAGGGGGAAACGGGAAUUAAAGGAAGAGUUGGGCCAACCGGCAAAAUCGGCGAGCGUGGAGAAAGAGGUCUGACAGGUAAGCGAGGCCCAGGGGGCGAGAGCGGAGACAUAGGACAUCCAGGUCCCCAAGGACGGUCUGGACUGAGAGGAGUAAAGGGCCAAAGAGGCCCACGAGGAGUGCCAGGCAAGUGCCUCUGUGGCAGCCUGGUACCCAAGUCAGCCUUCUCCGUGGCUAUCACCAGCAGCUACCCGGCUGAGAAAGCGCCAAUCAGGUUCAACAAAGUCCUGUUCGACGAGGGCGGCCAUUACAACCCACAGACAGGCAAAUUCAUAUGCGCGUACCCCGGCAUCUAUUACUUCUCCUACGACAUCACGCUGGCCAAUAAGCACUUGGCCAUCGGCUUGGUGCAGAACGGGAAGUACCGCAUUAAGACGUAUGAUGCCAACACGGGGAAUCACGACGUCGCUUCUGGCUCGACGGUGAUAUUCCUCAACCCAGAGGAUGAGGUGUGGCUGGAGAUCUUCUUUAAGGACCAGAACGGCCUGUUUUCAGAUCCGAGCUGGGCUGACAGUCUCUUUUCAGGGUUUCUGCUCUAUGCAGAUACUAGUUACCUGGAUACACUGUCAGAGGACUAUUCCUAGAUCACUGUAAAGAUUGAAUAUAUUUUAUUGAGAUGAACUUUAUGGGCUUGGACUAAAAUAUUAUUUUCAAUAUAAACAAAUGACAAAAUAACAGAAAUAUUAACUUAUCUGAUGAUUGCGAAUGAUGCUUAAGUCUUCAUGUUUGACCAUUAUGUUUUGGACAAAUAUGUGUAUUUCAGACGGUUUUAUUCUGCAUGGCAGUGGAAUGCUAAACCCUCCUGGGCCCAGGACAGCUUCCCUGGUUGUCUCCUGUGAUGGUGGUGCUGACUGUUGAUGUAUAUACUGCCAGGUUAAUAUUUUCAAUACACAUUUUCUUACAAACACAAAUCUUUAUAGACUGAUUGCUGAAACUAUCAAAAUGGUUUAUGUAGUUGUAAUCUGAUGAUGUGUUCAAUGAAGCACAAAGUUCCAACAUCUGGAUUCUUCAAGGAAAGGCAUAUCAAAUGAGUCAUUGGCCUACAGAGACCUGUUUAUACUCACAGAAAAUAAGGGGAUAAGACAAUUUUCUCUUUCUCAUGAUCGGUGUUUUCUGGAGUCUGCAUUUUCUGUCCAAUAAAAACACUACAGGUGUGUGAAUGAGAAAUUUUGUCCAUUCCAACAAGCAACUCUCUCUGUUUAAGCAAGUAACUGCCUGCUAUCAUGAACAACCGAAUUUUUAAUUUAAUGAAUCAGUGAAGUGUACUAACUCUACUUAGUCUAAAAGGGUCAUUUUUGUGAAAGAUCAAUUCAAUAAGUUUUGAUUCGUUCCUGUCCUUAAACCAAGCUAAACUACAUAUCCAUUCUAAAAAAAGAAAGUAACACAACAAAAUGAAAAACAGAGCACAGAACUGGAUUGCAAGAAAAAAAAAGUGUCCUUUAUGAAAAGUGUCCAGUAAUCUACAGUCCAAAAAGACAGACUGCACAUGGUCUUCGUACUCGCCAUGCAUGGACACAAUUAUUUUUACAAAUAUCAGUCUGUUGUUUUCUCAUGUGUCAUAAGUCCUGGCCUGCUGCUGGAGAUUUUAGUUUAGAUAGCACAGGCAGUGUGACAAGUGUGUCAAAGAGAGCCACUGCCAUUUAAAGACUGCCAUCAAAAACCUUGUAUCACAAAAUAUAGGAAACUAAACCUAAUAUUUAAGUGUACUGCAAUGUAAUAAAAUGUGGAAACGAUUCUUAAAUCCUCUGUAUGGGUCACUUUAAUAGGAACACCUAUACAGCUGUUCAUUCAUGCAAUUAUGCAAUCCACCAAUCCCAAUCAUGUAGCAGCAGCUCAAUAAAAUCCAUAAAAUCAUGCAGCUGCAGGUCAAGAGCUACAGUUAAUGUUCACAUCAAACAUCAGAUUGGGGAAAAUGUGAUCUCAGUGACUCUGACCAUGGAAUGAUUGACCAUAGAAUGCCAGAUGGGUUGGUUUGAGUAUUUCAGAAAUCUGGGAUUUCCACACACAACGGUCUCUAGAGUUUACACAGAAUGGUGCAAAAAAACAAAAAAAAAUCCAGUAAGUUGCAGUUCUGCAGGUGGAAACACCUUGCUGAAGGAGAAUGGCAAGACUGAAAGGCU